GUUUUUUUUAAUAGUUUAGAUCACACGGAUUACAUGGAUGGGUCCUGAUUAGUAUAUUGCGAUGACGUGAACAUCUCUUGUGUGAGAUUCAAUGUCCGCAUGGGAUUCGGGUAUAAAACGGAGUUCCAUUUCACCGGGAUUUGCCAGAACAGAAGGCAACAGAGAAAUUAAACGGCGUUAUCUCUCUCUGUUUAUCUGUCUCUACAACAGCUUCGUCCUCCCUCCUCCUUGAUCCUUCUAUCGUUUUCGUAACCGUCGUUUCUGCUCCCUUUACACCAUAAACCCCUUACCUCCUUCUCCCCGUGAUCCACAUUUAUCACGUGACCCCGUUUCCAUAAUAUUACCAAUUGUGGCUCUCAUGAAACGGCAUUUCGCUUCAACUUUUGAUGCCGUAUAUAUGCUCCAGAGAGACUAUAUAUGUUGAUGAUUGCAAAAACACGACGUCGUAGAUCCAUCGCAGCAGAUUAGGAAAUAGAAAACCGAUCAUUCAAAAGGCGAAUUCAUUUUAACAAUCCGUGUAAUAAGGAGUUUCCGAAAUGAGCGGGAAGAAGAGGGUGCAGUUGGCGACGGGGAAAGAGGAAGAGGAGGAGGAGGAGGAGGAGGAGAAGAACGAGAACCGAACGAUGUCGUCUUCGAAAUCUCUUUCUUCUGCUUCUUCUUCGUCGUCGUCAUCUUCUUCGGACGAGAGAGAGUACACGGUGCAGGACCUACGGGACCGGAUGAAAUCGUCGAGAGGAAGCCGAUUCGAUCUGAUAGAGAGCGAGUUUGGACUCAACUCGACUCGGAGGAAGUUCAGUCGCCAAGCUCUUCUCCAUGGAAUCCGAGACUUCUCCAAAGACUUAAUUAUUCAUCCUGAUAACAGGUGGUAUCGGUUAUGGACAAAAUUCAUAUUGUUAUGGGCAGUGUACUCAUCCUUCUUCACUCCAAUGGAGUUUGCAUUUUUUCGUGGCCUGCCUGAGAAUCUCUUUAUAUUGGACAUCAUUGGACAAAUAGCUUUUCUCGUAGACAUUGUUUUUCAGUUCUUUCUUGCUUAUAGAGACAGUCGGACCUACCGUAUGGUCUACAAGCGAACCCCUAUUGCUCUCCGGUAUCUGAAAUCUAGCUUUAUCUUUGAUUUUCUUGGAUGUAUGCCCUGGGACAUCAUCUUCAAGGCCUGUGGACACAGAGAGGAAGUAAGGUACCUUUUGUGGAUCAGAUUAUAUCGAGUGCGGAAAGUCACGGACUUUUUCCAGAAGUUGGAGAAGGAUAUACGUAUCAAUUACAUUGUUACUCGGGUUGUGAAACUUAUAGUAGUUGAACUCUACUGCACCCACACAGCAGCCUGCAUUUUCUACUAUUUGGCUACUACCCUACCUGAAUCCCAAGAGGGGUACACAUGGAUAGGAAGUUUAAAACUGGGUGACUCUAGUUAUUCACAUUUCAGAGAAAUCGAUAUUUGGAAGCGCUAUACAACAUCUUUGUAUUUUGCCGUUGUUACAAUGGCUACUGUUGGCUAUGGAGAUAUACAUGCUGUAAACAUGAGGGAGAUGAUAUUCGUAAUGAUAUAUGUUUCGUUUGACAUGGUUCUUGGUGCUUAUUUGAUUGGUAACAUGACAGCUUUGAUAGUCAAGGGAUCAAAGACUGUAAAGUUUAGGGACAAGAUGACAGAUCUUAUGAAAUAUAUGAACAGAAAUAGACUUGGAAGGGAUAUCCGGGAACAAAUAAAAGGCCAUGUGCGCUUACAGUUUGAGAGUAGCUACGUUGAUGCUGCUGUUCUUCAGGACAUCCCCAUUUCUAUUCGAUCUAAGAUAUCCCAAACAUUGUAUUUGCCAUACAUUGAAAAGGUUCCUCUUUUUAGAGGCUGCACUUCAGAAUUCAUCAAUCAGAUUGUUAUUAAACUGCAUGAGGAAUUCUUUCUUCCAGGGGAAGUUGUAAUGGAACAAGGAAAUGUUGUAGAUCAACUAUAUUUUGUCUGUCACGGUGUGCUGGAGGAAAUUGGCACAGCUGAAGAUGGGUCUGAAGAAACUGUUUCACUUCUUCAACCUAACAGUUCGUUUGGAGAAAUAUCUAUUCUUUGCAACAUUCCUCAGCCAUAUACUGUUCGUGUUUGUGAACUUUGUAGGCUCUUGCGGCUUGAUAAACAAUCAUUUACAAGUAUCCUAGAUAUAUACUUUAAUGAUGGAAGGAAAGUAUUAAACAACCUUCUAGAGGGAAAAGAGUCUCUUAGAGGAAAGCAGUUGGAGUCAGACAUCUCAUUUCAUAUCGGAAAGCAGGAAGCUGAAGUUGCUUUGAAGGUCAACAGUGCAGCUUUUAAUGGGGAUCUCUAUCAGCUGAAAGGUUUGAUUCGAGCUGGAGCUGAUCCCAACAAGACAGACUAUGAUGGAAGGUCUCCUUUGCAUCUUGCUGCAUAUAGAGGAUAUGAAGAUAUCACACUUUUCCUUAUUCAAGAAGGUGUAGACAUCAAUAUCAAAGAUAACUUUGGGAACACACCCUUACUUGAAGCCGUUAAGAAUGGCCACGAUCGGGUUGCUUCUUUACUUGUUAGAGAAGGGGCCUCUAUGAAGAUAGAAAAUGCUGGUAGUUUUUUAUGUGCAGCAGUUGCAAGGGGAGAUUCAGAUUAUAUUAAAAGGCUUUUAUCUAAUGGCAUGGAUCCUAACUCUAAGGACUAUGAUUACCGAAGCCCUCUUCAUGUUGCUGCAGCUGAAGGUUUAUACAUCAUGGCAAAGUUGCUAUUAGAAGCCGGAGCUAGUGUUUUUGCCAAGGACAGAUGGGGAAAUACCCCGCUCAAUGGAGCCCGAAUGUGUGGAAAUAAGAAUCUGAUCAAGCUACUGGAAGAUGCAAAAUCUGCUCAAUUGUCAGAAUUUCCAUGUCCUUCCCAAGAAUUUACAGAUAAAAUGCACCCAAAGAAGUGCACAGUGUUUCCUUUCCACCCGUGGGAUCCAAAAGAACACAGAAGACAUGGAAUUGUAUUAUGGGUUCCCCACACCAUUGAAGAGCUAAUCAAAACAGCUGCAGAGCAGAUGGAAUUUUCUAGCGAUUCUUUUAUUUUAUCAGAAGAUGCUGGUAAAAUUACUGAUGUGGACUUGAUCAAGGACGGUCAGAAGCUAUAUUUAGUCCCGCAAACACGUUAGGCUUUCAUAUUAUGGCUCUUAUAUCACCAUAUAAAUAUGUUCCUUGUAAUGUGUUACCACCAUUGUCCGUGCUAAUAAAUAAAGUAUUUAAUAAUAGU
Gastrolobium bilobum is the source of this 3208-nucleotide messenger RNA. RefSeq names its product potassium channel SKOR. Gene Ontology annotation, cellular component: membrane. The record is from RefSeq and is a predicted model, not a curated record. Gene Ontology annotation, molecular function: protein binding; voltage-gated potassium channel activity. Lineage: Eukaryota; Viridiplantae; Streptophyta; Magnoliopsida; Fabales; Fabaceae. Gene Ontology annotation, biological process: transmembrane transport; potassium ion transport. The coding region runs from base 537 to 3110 and encodes 857 amino acids. The transcript is spliced from 13 exons.